AUGGCGUCAAUACCACGAAGACUGCUGCUGCAGUCGCGCCAAUGCCCCUCGCGGAUACGUACGCUCGCAGCACCGAAACACACAUCCGCACAAUGGCAACGGCCAAUAUCCACAACGCCGCGGCGGUACGCCAAUGAACCCACGAAAGAGGGCUCUGUAACCGCUGCGGAUGCGAAGAAACCGACUGAGACUCUGGACGAAUUGGCGCCGGAAUUACCUCAAUCCUCGUUCUCGAAUACCACGCAGUCAAAGGCGUUCCAAGAUAUGACACCGCAGGAGCGCGAAUCCGCCAUGUUGGAGAACCUCCGCGUGUCUCUCGCAGAGAUCGAUCCGAAUGUUGUCCGCGACGCCCUCCGCAAGGGGAAACGCGGUCUCCCGCAGACCCAAGACUUUGGCCUGGAAACAGACGAAGACUUUGAUAUUGAAGAGGAUGACAAGAGGAAGGUAUCCACGGGAUUCUGGGCGGAGGGAGAAGAGAGCAUGGGACCGGAUGAGGACUACUACGGCGACGACCUGACGAGUCACGGACACGGAGAGUUAGAGCAGCACCGCGAGCUGAGAGAGUACGCGCGGUUGAUUGCGUGGGAACUACCGCUUCUGAGCCACCUCGCCCGCCCCUUCGAACCCCCCACAUCCUCCACCCCCUUCCGCUUCCGCUACACCUCCUACCUCGGAGAAUCGCACCCCGCCGCCAACAAAGUCGUCGUCGAGUUCUCGCCCAACGAUCUCUCCGCCUCCCACUCCCUCACCCCCCUCCAAGUCUCCAAAGUAAUCAAACUCGCGGGACCCCGCUACAACCCCUCCACCAACAUCGUCAAGCUCUCGUGCGAGAAAUUCGAUACACAGUCACAAAACAAGCGGUUCCUAGGCGACACCCUAUCUGCUAUUAUCAAGGAAGCGAAGGAAGGCAAGGAUACGUUUGAAGACGUGCCGUUUGAUUUUAGACAUCAUACGCCGAAGAAGAGGGCGGAGUUCCCGAAGGAAUGGGUGUUGACGAAGGAGAGGAAACAGUAUCUGGAGGAGAAGAGGGCGAAGACGGCGUAUCUUGAGGAUCAGCGCAAGGGGAAUGGGUUGCUGGUGGAUGGGAGCAAGGUGCUUGAGACGAGCUUGCCGUUUAUGAGUGAGGCGGGCAAGGCGCCGGAGACGGUUAUGGUGGGGGGUGCGAGGGGGAAGCCGUUGAGGUAG
Molecule: messenger RNA, 1185 nt
Organism: Alternaria novae-zelandiae
Lineage: Eukaryota; Fungi; Ascomycota; Dothideomycetes; Pleosporales; Pleosporaceae
Exons: 2
Coding region: 1-1185 (394 amino acids)
Biological process (GO): mitochondrial translation
Cellular component (GO): mitochondrial small ribosomal subunit
Molecular function (GO): structural constituent of ribosome
Source: RefSeq, a predicted model, not a curated record